AUGCAAUCCCCCGACGAGGACUUCUUUGAUUGCUACCGCUUCUUUGAUCUGGACCAUAACCUCUCGCUUCCCGCCCUCGAUGCAUCCGGCCCCCUUCGACCACCCAGCCAGCCCCCAGAAGUCACUAGACAGAGGCCGCGGAACCCGCGCUCGUGCGAUUUCUGUCGUCACCGGAAAACGGCCUGCAUCGUCCGCUCAGCUCCUCCCUGUACAACAUGCAGCUCGAGGGGAAAGGAGUGCGUCUUCACCGAGCGUCGGCGGAAGAGAAGGCAAACCCAGGUGAGCGAUACGGAAUUGGACCCCCAACUACACUGUCCGUCACUGUCGCAGGCUGAUCAAACCCGGGCUCUCUCGCGCGCCGCCCCGGGGCAUUCGCAAUCCACUGCGUCUCCCCUGCUGGGAACCGUACCUCACCUUGAUAAUCACCGGUUGAUAUCAGAGCCGGCGGCCGAAGAUGCUGAAUCUCGUAACCACACCCACCUGCUCAGGGACUGUCCGAGGCGGGAUGCUGAGCACGACGAUCCCGAUGAAUCGCUGGAUCGACAACCGACUGCGACGGUCUUUCUCCUGGGGGACACAGGUGAGGCCGAUCCAUAUCUUCUGCGGCACCCCUCGCUGGCUGCGCAUGCGGGGAACAUUGCAUUCCGUCAAAUCCACCGAGAUAUAAGCACCGCAGAUGUUUCGGGCGAACAGGCACUCGAUAUAAAUCGCCCAAUUGUCUUCAUGGUAGGCCAACACAGCCUGUAUGAUCAGUAUGUACCUCGGCUAGAUGGUACCGUGCUUGAUAAAGUGCGUGAGAGCCUUGAUCAAAUAAGCGACGAUGUCGGGAUGCGGUUAGUGUUACUGUACUUCAAGCACAUAUACCCAUACUUCCCAGUGUUGUCUCGCUCUCAGAUGGUUUCACCAGCUGGCGAACUUACAACAGGUGUGUCAUCUUUACCGCUCGCUCUAAGGGCAGCUCUGUACGCCUCUGCGGUGCCCUUUAUGAUUUACGAUGAUUUUCUGUCUACAAUGUUGGAUGUUGAUCCGCUGUCAACGCAAGGCCUGUACCGCAUGGCAUGGACGGCAAUCACCAUGCUUGCUCCUCUUGCAAAGGGACAACGCGGAUCAGUUUGUCCAAUGGCCCCCAUUCCAACUAAACCUGGUAGCGUGAACAGUGUCACUGGCACAAUCGCUCGGGGCAUCCGCCCCUGGGAGAAAAGGCUAAGGCGCCGCUUGUGGUGGGCCACAUAUGUCUUGGAUAAAUGGACGCUUUUGACGUCGGGAAUAGCCAGCCAUAUUAAGGAUGAAGACUUUGACGGGCUCACAUUAACGGCCGCCGAUUUUGUCUCGGACGCAGGGGAAAUUUCGAGUGUGCAGAGCCCUCGAUCCGGUGACGCUGGGUCCGCCUUUGGUCAUUUCUCCCACCUCGUCUGGCUCACAACAAUCCUCUCUGACAUAUGGUAUGCGGUGUUAAUUUGAAGUACCACUCCAUAUGUUGAACCCACCAGAAAUAAAAA
Molecule: messenger RNA, 1499 nt
Organism: Aspergillus versicolor CBS 583.65
Lineage: Eukaryota; Fungi; Ascomycota; Eurotiomycetes; Eurotiales; Aspergillaceae
Exons: 4
Coding region: 1-1461 (486 amino acids)
Biological process (GO): DNA-templated transcription
Cellular component (GO): nucleus
Molecular function (GO): zinc ion binding; DNA-binding transcription factor activity, RNA polymerase II-specific; DNA binding
Source: RefSeq, a predicted model, not a curated record